This is a messenger RNA of Mesorhabditis belari, 1089 nucleotides long. The record is from the annotation of a GenBank genome assembly. Lineage: Eukaryota; Metazoa; Nematoda; Chromadorea; Rhabditida; Rhabditidae.
AUGAACGAUUCUUUUGAUGAUUCUUUCAACAACCCGUUCUCAUCAUUUCCCAAAGAUGAAGUCAUUGAAGAAAUGGAAAUUCAAGAACUCCCAAAGAGAUCAUCACCAAAAAGGAGCUUUUAUGAGAAAGCUGCCGAUUUAACAACCGAAUACGAGCAAGUUCUUGAAGAGCUGAGGCGAGUCGAAGUUGACGCGCAACAGCUUCGAAUCGGGCUCGAGUUGCGUCGAGCGAUGACUGGCUGUAGGAGUGAGCGAGCGGAUGAGAGAAGCGGCCCGAUUUCGUGCAAGAUUCAGGCCACUUGGCUCAACAAUGGUCAUUUAUUCUUGGAAGAAACCCUCAAAAACACUUGCGGAAACUCGUUACUCGAUUGGUCACUAGUGACAACGAUGAAGACGGCUGGCUAUAGAACAACCCCACAUCGAGCGCGGCACACAAACGAGGCACAUUGCGUCGAGUUGGGGAAAUUGUUGAGCGGAGAGGAGUUUCGGGCCAAUUUGUGCCUUCCAUCCACCUCAACAAGCCUCCCGAUGCUCGUCGAGGGAAAACUCAUGCGAAAGUUCGACCUUGGUCAUGGGGAUUUGUGCGUUUACAGAAUCUCUCUUGACUCCCGACUCAUCACUUUAUGGGAUUUGGCGACACCGGUUGAUGGGAGAAAUGAGAGCAAUCUUGAGCUCUUGGAUCGAGAGGUCAAUUGCACAACCAUGACCCUCCCGGCACCAUUCGUGAAUCUUUUCUGUGGAUGUCCAAAGGAUCUAAACAUCAGCCAUUUAUUGAAAAGUCUCAUUUCAUCAAAAUAUCGAGAAAAGAUUCUCGAGGAACAACGAGAGAUUUUGUUGAUUUUCCCGUUUUCGAACGUCGAGAAACAUUCAGUGAAGAUCUCCGUAAAUCGUCCGACUCGUCGCGAUCCAUUUACGCUAAAAAUCGGAUGCAAAGACUCAAGAGCCCGAACGAUUUUGGUCACUGAUUUACAGGCUGCCCUCCUCCUCGAAUGGAAUUCAUUGACUCGCCAUCCUCGGGAUUCGAUCGUCGAAAUCGGAAACAGCGAAACGCUGAGCGAGGAAUUUGAGCGCAUUUGUCGAAGCUAUAGU